GAUCAUCAAAGAUUUUCGGCCUACCCCGCUAGCCUGGCCUAAAUUCGCAGCGAGAGCGGGUGUCUUCUUUGCAUCGAAUUCGAAAUCCCGACACAGGACCGAACACCAUGGCUGCCCCAGAGACACCCGCGAAGGACGCCCAAGUCCAGGCUCUCCGCACCAUUCUCACAUCUGAGCAGGAGGCGCUUGCUCGCCGCUUCCGUGCCCUGUUCUCCCUCAAGUACCUUGCCUCUCUCCAGCCGCCGACCGAACAGACCGUCCCCGCUAUCGAGGCAAUCGCGGCCGCAUUUUCGUCGCCCUCGGCGCUGCUGAAACACGAGCUGGCGUACUGCCUUGGACAGUCGCGCAACGAUGCUGCAAUAAGCCCCUUGCGCCACGUGCUGCAGGACAAGGACGAGGACCCUAUGUGCCGCCACGAGGCCGCCGAAGCUUUGGGUGCGCUGGGGGACAAGGGCAGCUUGGACUUGUUGAAGGGCCUCAGAGACGACGCAAAGGAACUCGACGUGGUGAGGGAGACAUGCGACAUUGCCGUCGAUCGCAUAGAGUGGGAGCACGGGAUUCAGAGCAAGGACGAACAUUUGAAGAAGAGUGACUUCGCCUCCAUCGAUCCUGCCCCGCCGCUGCCCCAAGACCAGCAGGCACCUUCAAUCCCGGAGCUAGAGAAGAAGCUCCUGGACACAUCGCUCCCAUUGUUCAAACGCUACAGGGCCAUGUUUGCGCUGCGUGACCUAGCUUCACCACCAGAUCUUCCCUCGGCCGUCCCGGCAGUGCAGUCGCUCGCGCGGGGCUUCGCCGACCCAUCUGCGCUCUUCCGCCACGAAAUUGCAUUCGUAUUUGGACAGCUGUCCCACCCAGCAUCCAUUCCAAGCUUACAGGACACGCUCAGCAACCAGAAAGAAGAGAGCAUGGUACGACACGAGGCGGCGGAAGCACUCGGGAGUUUGGGAGACGAGGACGGCGUGGAGGAGUUUUUGAAGAAGUUCUUGAACGAUCCGGAGCAGGUUGUGCGGGACAGUGUGAUUGUUGCGCUCGACAUGGCCGAGUUUGAGAAGAACGGGGAGGCUGAAUACGCGAUCGUACCGGAGGGAAAGGCUGUAGCCACGUGAUCCAAGUAUAAGGUGCAUCUUCAGGGCGUUAAGGUUACACAUGGCAAGGUAGACAAAAACCAAGUGAGCGGAUUCUCAGUUGUUGGUGUUCCAU
Paraphaeosphaeria sporulosa is the source of this 1200-nucleotide messenger RNA. Its product is annotated as ARM repeat-containing protein. Gene Ontology annotation, biological process: peptidyl-hypusine biosynthetic process. NCBI's taxonomy places the organism in Eukaryota, Fungi, Ascomycota, Dothideomycetes, Pleosporales, Didymosphaeriaceae. The coding region runs from base 108 to 1106 and encodes 332 amino acids. The transcript is spliced from 2 exons. Gene Ontology annotation, molecular function: deoxyhypusine monooxygenase activity. The record is from RefSeq and is a predicted model, not a curated record.